Messenger RNA from Suillus fuscotomentosus, 3577 nucleotides. RefSeq names its product Metalloenzyme, LuxS/M16 peptidase-like protein. NCBI's taxonomy places the organism in Eukaryota, Fungi, Basidiomycota, Agaricomycetes, Boletales, Suillaceae. The transcript is spliced from 15 exons. The record is from RefSeq and is a predicted model, not a curated record. Bases 89 to 3478 code for a protein of 1129 amino acids. Gene Ontology annotation, molecular function: metalloendopeptidase activity; metal ion binding. Gene Ontology annotation, cellular component: cytosol; mitochondrion. Gene Ontology annotation, biological process: peptide catabolic process.
GGCGCAUCUUGGUAUUUAUUCAGCUCACCUUCGUUCCAUAUUACAAACAACCCAUCGUCUCCGAUUCAAAAAUCAUCGCGCUCUCACUAUGGCUGCUCAUGAUUGGCAGAGAGUUGAGAACCACGCGAACGUCCCUGCUUACACAUUUUUCACCAAACCGAUAGAGAAGUCCCAACUUGAUGAACGGGAGUACAGGUUGAUCAAGCUCGACAAUGGUCUCUUAGCCUUGUUGAUUCAAGAUGCAAAAGCCGAUAUCGCUGCCGCAAGCUUAGAUGUGGCAGUUGGUCACCUGUCAGACCCAGAUGAUAUCCCUGGCCUUGCCCACUUUUGCGAGCACUUGUUAUUCAUGGGUACUGAACAAUUUCCGAAAGAAAACGAGUACUCCGAGUACCUUUCCAAGAACAACGGCCAUUCUAAUGCCUAUACAGCACCGGCAAACACCAACUACUUUUUCCGUGUCGCUACCUCGGCGCUCCCUGGAGCAUUAGCGCGUUUCUCCGCGUUUUUCCACUGCCCUCUCUUUGCGCCCUCAUGUACCACGCGGGAAAUGAAUGCAGUCGACUCGGAGCAUUCUAAGAACCAUCAGGCAGAUCCAUGGCGCAUUUUCCAGCUGAACAAACAUCUUACCAAGGAAGGUCAUCCGUGGAGCAAGUUUGGCAGUGGCAAUCGCGAGACGUUAAGUGCCGCCGGGAGAACAUUCAAGGCGGAAAGUAAGCUAAACGGGAAUGGGAUAAAGAAUGGGACACAUACCGCCACGGGUAGCAGUGCGCCAGUAUCGCCAGUAUCAUCUAAUGGGAGUUUAGCGUCCUCACCGCUCCCUUCGCGUAUUCCAUCACCAGCCCCGUCCAAUAUAUCUACGAGCAGCGAGAACGAACCAGACGGCGGUGUCGUCGGGCGUGAGACCCGCAGACGGUUAGUUGAGUGGUGGAAUAGAGAAUAUUGUGCAGGCAGAAUGCGACUUUGUAUUGUUGGGAAAGAGCCGCUCGACACGUUGGCUGACAUGGUCUCGACCUUGUUUACACCUAUCAAGAACCGAGAGCAGGAUCCACUGCCCGUAAUUCCCGAUCAUCCAUUUGGCCCGAACGAAAUGGGAACCUUAGUUUCCGUCCAGACUGUCAAGGCCUUCCACGCUAUUGAGAUCUCAUUUCCUCUAGUAUGGCAGUCCCCGCUUUGGCGGUACAAGCCUGCACAUUUUAUUUCACACUUUACUGGUCACGAAGGUCCUGGUUCGCUUUUUUCGUACAUCAAAAGCAAGGGGUGGGCGACGUCACUCAACUCGGGUCCUCAAUCCCUCGCACGAGGCUUCGAAAUGUUCAAAUUCACCAUUCAUUUGACCAAGCUUGGUUUCGAGAACUACCAAUCGGUGGCCCUUGCGACAUACAAAUACCUUUCCCUCUUGCGGUCCUCUGCAUUCCCGAAGUGGUAUCAAUCGGAGCUUGUCAAAAUUGCGCGCACGAGAUUCCAAUUUGCCACGAAGGAGAAUGCGGAGGGCUAUGCAGUUUCGCUUUCCGAGAGAUUGGGCAAGCCCGUUCCCCCUGAAUUAUUACUGCGCGGGGCGGUCAUCCCAUGUGAAUGGAAUCCUGAGGACGGAGAGCGAGAAGUUCGUGAAAUAUUGGAAGAGAUGCGUAUCACAAAGGGUAGGGCAGUGCUCAUGGCGAAGAAAGAGGAACUCGAGCGCAUUUCAAAGAAUGAACACUGGGAGCACGAGAAAUGGUAUGGUACGGGGUACAGAGUAGAGCGGUGGGACCCAUCAUUCGUUGAACAGGCUGAAGGACCCAAUGAUAUCGUGGAGCUGUACCUACCAGGCCCGAACGAAUUCAUACCCACCAAUUUAGAAGUGGAGAAACGUGACGUCCUUGAGCCGGCUAAACGACCUCAACUUAUCAAACAGACGCCAAUGGGGUCCGUGUGGCACAAGAAAGAUGACCAAUUCUGGCUUCCAAAGGCGUCGCUCGUACUGGAACUUCGUAGUCCGGUUGCAGGCUCAUCUCCACGCGCCGACACUAUGACACGGCUUUUUGCUGAUCUUGUAAAUGAUUCGCUACAGGAAUUUGCAUAUGACGCAGAACUUGCCGGACUUGUCUUCCACAGUGGUUCACACCACCUUGGGCUGAUGAUCACUCUAGAUGGUUACAAUGAAAAGUUGCCUGUCCUUGCUCGCCGCGUUUUGGAGACUGUAAGAAAUCUACAAGUCCGCGAGGACAGAUUAGCAGUCACCAAAGAAAAGGUUAAGCGCGAUUGGGAAAAUUUCUUCAUGGAUCAGGGUUACCGAUUAUCGGACUAUUAUACACAAUACAUGCUCACUCAUAACACUUGGACUAUUGCAGACAAGCUGCAGGAGAUCUCUAGCGUCACGGAGGACGAGUUGCAGAGACACAUCGACGACUUUUUAGCGCGCCUGAGCAUUGAGAUGUUAGUAACUGGCAAUAUGCACAAAGACGAAGCCAUUGGUUUAUCAGAGAUGGCGGAAAACAUCCUAAACACUUCCCCAAUAUCAGUGGACGAGACCGCUCAACGCGCGCUCAUCCUGCCAGAAGGCUCCGAUUUUAUCUGGAAGUCGCAUAUACCCAACCCCAACGAUCCCAAUUCAUCUCUGACUUAUUAUCUUCAACUUGGAAGUUCUACUGAUGCCCGCUUGCGUACGACUGCCUUGCUCCUCAUACAUAUGAUGUCAGAGCCAGCUUUCGACACUCUCCGAACAAAGGAACAGCUUGGUUAUAUUGUCUUUUGUUCAGAACUGAAACUGUCUGGAGCAUCGCUUCUGGGGCUGCGAUUGGUGGUGCAAAGCGAACGAAAUCCUGCCUACCUGGAGCAGAGAGUGGAAGCAUUCCUGGACACUAUGAAGAGUAAGAUCGAAGAUAUGGAACCUGUUGAUUUCGAGCAGUUCAAAACUGGCCUACAGCAAAAGUGGACUGAAGUCAUCAAGGACUUGAAGAAGGAGCGCGCAAUUUUUUGGGAGCACAUCGAUUCAGGGUAUCUGGACUUCCUAAGACGCUACAGUGAUUCGGACCUGCUGACAGACAUUACCAAGCACGACGUCCUAGAACUGUUUCUCGCUCGCGUUCAUCCCUUGGGUGUUAGAAGGUCUAAACUAUCCGUCCAAUUACAGUCCCAAAAGCCACGGCCACCGCGAAUCAGCGCUACAGCCACCAAGGCCUUCGAAGCUUUGGUCAGAGCUGAAACCACACUCGCCGACCCUUCAGGGUGGAAAGAGGAAAUGGCUGACGAGAAUCCCUUUGCGACGCAGUUUGCAAAAUACUGGCAAGACGCACUCAGCGGGUUCGACAAUUAUCAGGAGUUGAUGAAGAAAAUCCCCGGGUUGAUGAUGCAGUACCCAGAUGAUGAUGAAGUACAACACAUUCGGACCGAAGGGGUGACUUUCGUUGAAAAUGUUAAAGACUUUAAAUCAGCCCUUGAAGUUACAGAGCUUCCGGAGCCCUUGGUGGAAUGGGGAGACCUGCCCCUCGCCAAGCUUUAGAUGUCGUCGAUGUUACUCUUUUACUUUGUUGUCAUGUACUAAUGUGUAUUUCCUGCUUCACGGUGCUUCAUAUGACGAUUCUAACAUUACGGGAGGUUC